This is a messenger RNA of Emys orbicularis (European pond turtle), 1494 nucleotides long. It is a transcript of the gene UPF3A, whose product is annotated as UPF3A regulator of nonsense mediated mRNA decay. The record is from RefSeq and is a predicted model, not a curated record. The transcript is spliced from 9 exons. Gene Ontology annotation, molecular function: telomeric repeat DNA binding. Gene Ontology annotation, biological process: positive regulation of translation; nuclear-transcribed mRNA catabolic process, nonsense-mediated decay. Bases 1 to 1494 code for a protein of 497 amino acids. Gene Ontology annotation, cellular component: nucleolus; cytoplasm. Lineage: Eukaryota; Metazoa; Chordata; Testudines; Emydidae.
AUGCCAGUGCCACACCAAAGUGCUGCAGCAGAAUUACAAAAACACCAAAGACCAAAUCCCAGUGCACAUGCCUGCUAUGAAGAGCUGAAUCAGAUUUUUGCCAUAGAGGCCACCACAAAACCCCAGUAUACGUUGGACAGUUUGGCCACAAUCUGCAGCGAGCCAGGCAUGCCUUCAGAAACCCCACAGGAAGCCUUGAACCCCCGGGCAGGAGAAGAUUCCUCUAGACAACCAAGAUUUCUUCAGCACUCCUUCCAGCCAGCAGGAGACUCAGUCAGAGAUGCCUCCCCAGUGCCCAGCCAGAGACAAUAUGGCAGAGGGGACCUCAUCCAUCUUUAUCCUCAUCUCUACUCAAGAGCAUACAUUAAUUUUAGAAAUCCUGAUGACAUCCUUCUUUUUAGAGAUCGCUUUGAUGGCUAUGUCUUCAUUGAUAAUAAAGGUUUGGAAUAUCCUGCUGUGGUAGAGUUUGCUCCAUUCCAAAAGAUUUCAAAAAAGAAGCUUAAGAAAAAAGAUGCAAAAGCUGGGAGCAUUGAGGAUGAUCCAGAAUAUAGAAAAUUUUUAGAAAGUUACUGUGCCGACGAAGAGAAAAUCUGUGCUAAUCCUGAGACUCUGUUGGGAGAGAUUGAGGCAAAAACAAGGGAACUUAUUGCUAGAAGAACAACACCUCUUUUGGAAUAUAUUAAAAAUAGAAAAUUAGAAAAGCAGAGGAUACGAGAAGAAAAAAGGGAAGAACGAAGGAGGAGAGAAUUAGAAAAGAAACGUCUGCGAGAGGAAGAGAAAAGAAAGCGCAGAGAAGAAGAAAGACGUAAAAGAAAAGAAGCAGAGAAGCAAAAGAAAAUUGCUGAAAAAGAAAUAAGGAUCAAGCUUCUUAAAAAGCCUGAAAAGGGAGAUGACCUGGCCAGUGAAACGAAUAAGGAAAAAGGAGAAGAAGCUGAUAUUGAAGAAAGCAAAUGGGAAAAAUCACCUGGAUCCGGGAGUAUAAAAUCCAAGCCAUUGGAGGGCUCACCAAAGGAACUUAAGGAAAAGUCACAAAACGAUAGUGAUAAAGAGCAAAUGGAUUUGGAGAGAAGAUUUCGAGAAAAAGACCUUGAAAGACAAAGAUAUCGGUUGGAUGAUGGCAGAAAACAUAGAGCCCACUAUGAAUUUGACAAGUUUGUGAGAAGGAAUGAAGAAGAGCUGAAAUGGGGGAAAGGAUACAGCCAAGACAGAGGGAAGAAAGGGAACCACAACUACAGCUUCACUGUGGAGGCCGUAGACAAACUGGGUAAAGAGGACAAGUGUGAUGACAUGGCAUCCAAAAAGGAGCGCAUAAGAAAUAAGGAUCGUCCAGCCAUGCAGUUAUACCAGCCAGGAGCUCGCAUUCGAACACAUACGGGAUCUACAAGUAAGAUCUAUGACUGCAGUGGGAAGUCCUCUGAAGAUGCCUGCGAUAGAAAGUAUGAGGUAGAUAAUUCAACUGGAGGUGGUUCUGAGAAGAGUGAAGAGGCAGAAUGA